AUGAUGUCUCAUCAACAACUCAUUAAUCCACAUGGAUAUAAUAGUGGAGGUGAUGGAGAAAGUAUUAUACUGGUGGAUAAAGAAUUACCAACUUCUUGUACUUCUAGUUCAAUUAAUAUUAUAGCAAAAUUCAUAAAAAUGAUAUCUAUUAAAUUCCAAAAAAUCCCUCCAUUUAGAAUAAAAUGGUUUAUUAGUACUAUUGCUAUUGUCAUUUAUUCAACAAUUUUUAAUAUAACCAAUUUAAUUAUGUUUUCUAAAUUUACUAAAAAUUUCAAUCUGGUUAAUCCAUUAUCAGUGAUUUUUUUAUUUUUAGAUGUUUUCAUAUUUCUUGUUGUUAUUUAUGAAAAAUUUUAUCAUAAAAAUAAUAAUGAAUUCACUAAUAAAUGGUCAAAAUAUACUUAUAUAAUAGUUUGUAAAAUAUUGAAAAAAAUUUUAUGGUUGAUUUUAUUAAUUGCUUGUAUUUUCCAAGUGGUUUUAAUUUCCAUUGGUAAAUUAUCUAAUCCAUUAAAUGUUAAUGAUAAUCAAUUGGAUAUUUUAAAUAUGUCACAACAUGAAAAAACUGGAUACUUUAUCGUUAAUUUAAUUAAUUUAGUAUUUAAUGGUGCAUUAUUAGGGAUUUGGUGGUCAACUAAUAUUUCAUCAGUUUAUUUAUUAUUUGCUUCAAUUAAUUUCAUAAAUAUUUUGAUUGCCAUUAGUCUUGUCCAAAUUAAUAUUAGUUAUUUCAAUUUAACUAGUGGAUCAGUAAGGAAAUUACAUAAUUUAUUUAUAAUAACUGGAACAUUUAUGACAGGACAAUCAGCUAUCGGUUUAAGUAUUGUAUUAUUGAUUAAUGAAAAAAAUCGAUUGAAAGAUUUCAUUGGUAAAUUGAUUUUUUUUUAUGAUGUUUAUGUGACAUUAUUAUUCAGUUUAUUAUUAGGAUGUACCAUUGUUAGUGGGAUUUAUUUUGAUUAUAAAGCCCUGUUCCCCAUUAGUAUUUUCAUAUUAUAUCUUUGUUCCAUUAUUAUUUCGGUUGUGUCAUUCUUAUGUACACGAUAUUUCCGUUUACGUGGUGGAUUUACUAAUGAAUAUCAAGUGGAAGAAUAUGAUUUACUUUCAUUAACGGUUCAUCAAAAACAAGGAUGGGGGAAACUUAUAGAUAUUAAUCAUAAAUAUAAUGGAGGAAUUUCUGGUGAUUAUGUCAUUUCAUUAAUGGAAAAUUAUAUGGAAGCAGAUUUACCAGGAAUGUCAUGUAAAGUAUUAAGGGUAUUCAAAAAGAAUGAAACAACAAUAACAACAACCACAACCCAGUUGCUGCAAAAACUAAAGCAUCAAAGCAAAAAGAAUUUAAACACUGCAUUUGAAGAUUUAGAUCAUGAAUCAUUAUUAUUUCAAGAUACUCCAACAUUAUGUGACACCACAUCAUCGAUUAAACAUUUAGAGGAUGAAUAUCGACCAUUAUCGAAAAAUCAAUUGAAACGAUUAGCUAAAAAAAAUCAAAAAGAUAAAAAAUUAUUAGAAUUAAAAUCUUUAGAAAAUAAUACUGAAAUUUUUUAUCAAGAAUUAAUGAAUACUGAAGCAUUAAUAUUACUUACUAUUAUUGAAGAAUUUGAUUUAAGUGAAAGAAUCCCAGGAUGGAUUGGUAAAAAAUUGAAUAAAUGGUUUGGGAAAAAUUCGAAAUAUCCAUUUUUAUGUAUUCGAUUUGGAUUAUUAGGAUUUCAUUGGCCAUUUAAACGAUCGACUUUUUAUUGUAGUGCCACCAAAAAACCUGUAGCUCGUGGUGCUGCUGUGCUAUAUGCCAUAUCUCAAUGGAAUUCUCAACAUGAAAAAUUAACCGUAUUAUUAGAUCCAACUUAUAAAGAUGUUAAUUUUGAAGCAGGGAUAACUUCUAGUGGUUGGUAUAAGAUUAAAUUACCUAAUUCUCAUAUUAUUGAUUUAAGACCAUUUCAAAAUCAAACUAGUACUGAUUAUUUCAAAGCCAUAAAAUAUAGAACUCAAGAUAAUUCAUUUAAACAAGCUAAUGGACAAGUAAUUGAAACUAAUAUAUUUAAUUAUGAAAAUUGUCAAGAAAUCAUUAAUAUGAAUCAAAAUAUUUCUCAAAAUAGACAACUGUCAGGACAAUCACAACAAUUAUUACAACCAAAUUGGGAAUUCAUUUAUAAUUUAGGAAAUUAUUCUAAUGAAAAAAAAUAUCGUUCCUUGUUGUUUUUAAAAGUUGAUAAUGAAAUCAUUGCUUCAUGUGUUAUAUUUCGUUUAGGUGAUACUAUGACUUCAGAUAUUCAAGGAUUAAAUCAUGUUAUAAGUAAAAAAUAUAAAGCAUAUUUUGUUAUGAUGCAAGAAGUAAUUAAAAUUGGAUUAAGAGAAGGAGUUAAAUUUAUUGAUUUUGGUCCAACUACUGAAGAAGCUAAAGUUACUAUUGGUUGUAAUGUUGUACCAUUAUGUGGAUCAAUUUACCCUAAAAAUAAAUUCUUAGGACCAAUCAUAAAAUUUGCUGCUAGUAAAGUUGAUGUAUAA
Messenger RNA from Candida dubliniensis CD36, 2490 nucleotides. RefSeq lists its product as uncharacterized. The record is from RefSeq and is a predicted model, not a curated record. NCBI's taxonomy places the organism in Eukaryota, Fungi, Ascomycota, Pichiomycetes, Serinales, Debaryomycetaceae. The transcript has a single exon. Bases 1 to 2490 code for a protein of 829 amino acids.